This is a messenger RNA of Coregonus clupeaformis (lake whitefish), 2093 nucleotides long. Its product is annotated as occludin. Bases 273 to 1898 code for a protein of 541 amino acids. Lineage: Eukaryota; Metazoa; Chordata; Actinopteri; Salmoniformes; Salmonidae. Gene Ontology annotation, cellular component: transcription elongation factor complex; bicellular tight junction; membrane. The transcript is spliced from 8 exons. The record is from RefSeq and is a predicted model, not a curated record. Gene Ontology annotation, biological process: snRNA transcription by RNA polymerase II; positive regulation of transcription elongation by RNA polymerase II; bicellular tight junction assembly. Gene Ontology annotation, molecular function: cis-regulatory region sequence-specific DNA binding.
AACACUUGUUCACAGACACAGUCCUUGAAGAACCAUUGCCUCUCUGCAUGGAACGGGACGAGUAAAAAGAGGGAGCCACCACAUUAGAGCAGGUCAAGAAUAAAGAGGUACAUUUUGUUGCCGAUGAAGUUUCAUCUAAUUAUUUCUACUUCUCUGAUCUCAAUCUUUGCGGAUACAAAGUAAACUCGCUAAACGACGGUGGAUUCGGCUCUGGCUCAAGCGCCAACACCCGGCUGUUUUUUCUACGCUCAGAUCGCUGCCAUCGUUGAGAGAUGUUUGAGAAGCAGGGUUACGACAGCCCUCCUGUCUACAGUCCUCCAUACAGCCCGGCCUUCAAUGGCUACGGCCCCCCACAAAGCUACCACUCCCCCAGGAGUGAGUUUGAUCCCUACCCACCCCCACCGGGCUCCUACUACAUGGAAGAGAAGCCCCAACACUUCUACAAGUGUCUCUCCCCUCCUGGCAUUGUCAAGGCCAUGUUUGGCACCAUCAUAGUGCUCUGUGUGGGAAUCUUUGCCUGUGUGGCCUCUACCCUGGUCUGGGACAUGCAGUACGGGAUGGGGGGGAUGGGCUCCUACAGCGGAGGGAUGGCUUAUGGGGGAAUGGGGGGCGGUUAUGGCUCCAGCUACGGCUCUGGUUAUGGAGGAGGCUAUGGAGGAGGUUAUGGUAACUAUGGUAGCUCCUACCCGACACCUUACUCGGCCAAGACCACCAUGAUAGCCAUGGCGGCCAUCAACUUCUUUGUGGCGCUGGGAUUCUUCGUGGCCAGUUUUUCUAAAUCGACCACGUUCAGAAGCAGGAAGUUCUACCUAGUGGUUCUGGUAGUCAGUGUGAUCAUGUCCGUCAUCCAGGGCAUCAUCAACAUCGUGUACAUCGUGGGAGUAAACCCAAUGGGCCAGAGCUCUCAGAACAUGAUCUACAACCCCAUGCUGAGGAUGUGCCAGAAUCUGUAUGGGACCAGCUAUUCCAAUAUGGGAGGAGUGGGGGGUAUUGGCAUGUAUAACCAGUACCUCUAUCACUACUGCUACGUGGACCCACAAGAGGGUGUAGCCAUGGUGUUUGGGUUCCUGGUUACCGCUGCAUUGGCCGUGGCUGCUUUCUUCUCACACAAAAUCAGAGGCAAGAUCUGGCGCUACGGCAAGCCCAACAUCUACUGGGAACAGCCACCUGUGACUGGAGGCCUAGUUUCUGAUGGCAGAGAUGUAGAGGACUGGGUAAAUAAUGUGGAGGACGGACAAAGUACCCAGAGUGCACCUACCGUGGUGCUGUCGGAGAAGGCCGUCCCCCUCAAUGCCUCGGCCAAUAGUGUCAUCUCCUACCCGACCAAGGCCGAUAGCAGUGUAUACACUGGAGACACCUACAACAAUGUGUAUUUGGAGUGUCCGACUAGCCUUCCCUCUGACCAGCCCUCCCAGGGGGCCAGUUCUAUCCCCUCUGAGGAGGCAGGGGGGAUAAAGAAGCCCUCAGCCAACAGGGGGAAGAGGCGCCGACGCAACCCUGAGCUGGACGAAUCACAAUAUGAGACAGAGUACACCACGGGAGGAGAGACUGGCAACGAACUGGACUCACAGCAGUGGGAGAGCGUCUACCCAGACAUAACGUCAGACGGCCAGCGUCAGGAGUACAAGAGGGAGUUUGACACCGACCUGAGGGAGUACAAACAUCUGUGUGCUGAGAUGGACGACAUCAGUGACCAGAUGAACAAACUCAGCAGGCAGCUGGACACACUGGACGAGACCUCUGCCAAGUACCAAGUUGUGGCAGAGGAACAUAAUCGACUGAAAGACAUUAAGAGGACACCAGAUUACCAGGCUAAGAAGCUGGAGUGUCGCAGGCUGAGACACAAACUGUUCCAAAUCAAACGCAUGGUGAAGGCUUACGACAAGGGCCACUCAUAAAGACACUCUCUGACCUUAUCCACCCACCCACCCAUUAUAUACCCCAACUCUGUCUUCAUGACAACAAAACACUCCUGGAUAUGGCCCUAACGUUUUGAACACACAGACUGCGUCAUUGUGCUAAAUAGUAUGCAGCAUCAUCUAAAUAUGUGUGCAUCAAAAGUUCAACAUUCACCUUCUGCUACCAUUUCUGUC